UCGAAGUAUAACAUCGUGUAUACAUAUUCAUUUUUUGCUCUUUACUUACCUUCAAAAAAAUUUACCCUUUGACAAGAAAUAAAAAUAAUAAAAAGUCAUUUUUGGAAGGCUAUUGGAAAGAUACAUAAACCCAACUUGUUCCAUUUUGUUUUGUCCCAAUAUAAAGAUAGUGAGUGAGUGCCCAUCACAUGUUACUACAAUACUCUUCAUCAAACCAAAAAAAAGAAAAAAAAAGAAAAAAAAUGAGACAUAUUAUCCAUAACUUAGCACUCAUAAUUUCUAUCAUAUGCUCCACCACUCUAACGAUCCAUGCCACCAAUCUCCCGCCAUUCUCAUGCGGCGCUCCACCAACUAAAUCAUCAUAUCCAUUCUGUAACGUCGGGGCGCCGGUCAGGGAGCGGGCCCGCGACCUGAUCUCGCGCCUCACGUUGGACGAGAAGAUCUCGCAGCUCGUCAACAAGGCCGCGGGCAUCCCGCGCCUCGGCGUCCCCUACUACCAAUGGUGGUCGGAGGCGCUGCAUGGGGUGGCCAUCGCCACCGGCGUCGAGAACGGCGUCUCCUUCAAGGGGGACGUCAAGGCCGCCACCAGCUUCCCUCAAGUCAUACUCACGGCCUCCACAUUUGAUGCCGAUCUCUGGUAUCGGAUAGCAAAGGUGAUUGGAACAGAGGCAAGAGGCAUCUACAACGAGGGGCAGGCGAUCGGGCUGACAUUCUGGUCGCCAAACAUCAACAUUUUCAGGGAUCCGCGGUGGGGCCGCGGCCAAGAGACCCCCGGAGAGGACCCCUUGCUCACGGCCAAGUAUGCGACAUCGUUUGUCAGAGGCAUCCAAGGCGACUCCUUUGAGGGCGGAGCUCUCAAAGACGGCCACCUCCAAGUCUCCGCCUGCUGCAAGCACUUCACCGCCUAUGAUCUCGACAAAUGGCAAGGAUAUGAUCGCUUCACCUUUAAUGCUCAAGUGACGAAGCAGGAUAUGGCGGAUACGUACCAGCCCCCGUUUAGGAGCUGCGUGGAGGAGGGAAAGGCGAGUGGGAUAAUGUGCGCGUACAAUCUUGUGAACGGCGUCCCAAACUGCGCGGAUUAUGAUCUGCUCACCAAGACUGCUCGCGGAGUGUGGGGAUUUGAAGGGUACAUAACCUCGGAUUGUGAUGCCGUUUCGCUUCUCUUUCAGCAGCAGCACUACGCAAAAUCGGAUGAAGAGGCUGUUGCUGAUGUUCUCAAAGCCGGAAUGGAUGUGAAUUGUGGUUCCUAUUUGGGGAAUUACACAAAAUCUGCUGUCUUAAAGGGGAAGGUGUCUGAAUCUGAUAUAGACAGGGCUCUUGAGAAUCUCUUCUCUGUGAGGAUGAGGUUGGGCCUCUUCAAUGGGGCCCCGAGUGGGCUAACCUACGGAAAACUCGGACGUGCAGAUAUCUGCACACCCGAGCACCAGGAGUUGGCGCUCGAGGCGGCCAGGCAGGGGAUAGUCCUACUGAAGAACGAGGGAAACCUGUUGCCGCUAUCUAAGGCUCGGACAGGGUCUCUUGCAGUUGUGGGCCCGAACGCAAAUGUUUCCAAGACGCUCCUCGGAAACUACGCGGGGCCGCCUUGCACCACCGUCACUCCACUCCAAGGGCUAUCGAGUUAUGUUAAGGAUGUCAGUUUUGAACAAGGGUGCGCCACCAUCAACUGCACCUCUGCUGAUGUGAAAGCAGCCGUCGUGCUUGCAAAGUCAGUAGACUACGUCGUGUUGGUGAUGGGACUCAAUCAGGAACGCGAGAGGGAAGAUCUUGAUCGCGACGACUUGGUGCUCCCCGGGAAGCAGCAGAGCCUCAUCAUGAGCGUUGCCAAGGCGGCUAAGAGGCCCAUCGUUUUGGUGCUGCUUUGUGGAGGGCCAGUUGAUGUUUCCUUUGCCAAAAAUGAGAAGAAAAUUGGGAGCAUUUUGUGGGCUGGUUAUCCUGGUCAGGCUGGAGGCAGAGCAAUUGCAGAGAUCAUAUUUGGUGACUAUAAUCCAGGAGGAAGGUUGACAAUGACUUGGUAUCCACAAGACUUCAUCAAGAUACCUAUGACUGAUAUGAGAAUGAGGGCCGAUCCGUCGUCCGGCUACCCGGGACGCACCUAUAGAUUCUACAAAGGCGAAAAAGUGUUUGAAUUCGGGUACGGCCUCAGCUACUCCACCUAUUCUUACAAGAUCAUUUCUGUGAGCCAAAACAAGUUUGAUCUCAAGGCAUUAUCAUCCGCUUCCGGCGUUCCUAAAAACCUAGGGUAUGUCUCGGUCCUGGAGUUGGGACCGGAGUCGUGUGAGAAGGCUAGGUUUUCGGUUGUAGUUAGCGUUGAAAAUGAAGGGGAGAUGGGAGGCAAGCAUCCAGUGCUUUUGUUUGUGAGGCGCGCUCAAGGUGGUGGUAGCAGCCCGAUGAAACAACUGGUCGGGUUUCAGACAGUAAGGACGGACGCCAAGGAGAAGACGAACGUCGAGUUUUGGGUGAGUCCGUGUGAGCAUUUUAGUAGGGCUAGUGAAGAUGGGGUGAUGGUGAUUGAAUCAGGAGAUGGGAAUUUAGUUGUAGGAGAUGAGGAGUAUCCUAUUAGCAUAAAUAUUUGACACAAGAAUUGUUAAUUGUGUUAAGGUUUUAUGCAGCUUGAUGACUAUUGGAAUAAAAUGUAUUUGAAAUGUGGGAAUUGCUGCAGUUGAAUUGCUAUAGUGUUGGUUGUCAUUGAAAGUUAAGUAAUUAACCACAUUUUGAAUAUUUAUUGGAGCAACUGUUUUUGCUUUA
This is a messenger RNA of Salvia miltiorrhiza (redroot sage), 2745 nucleotides long. RefSeq names its product probable beta-D-xylosidase 7. Bases 189 to 2573 code for a protein of 794 amino acids. Gene Ontology annotation, molecular function: xylan 1,4-beta-xylosidase activity; alpha-L-arabinofuranosidase activity. Gene Ontology annotation, cellular component: plant-type cell wall. NCBI's taxonomy places the organism in Eukaryota, Viridiplantae, Streptophyta, Magnoliopsida, Lamiales, Lamiaceae. The record is from RefSeq and is a predicted model, not a curated record. Gene Ontology annotation, biological process: xylan catabolic process; arabinan catabolic process. The transcript has 6 exons.